AUGUUCUCUCUUCUUGCCGUCACCCGUCGGGUCGGCGUAACCUUCAGUGGAUUGCAGCGGACGUCCACGCAACAUAAUGUCCCCACUGCACUCUCACCGCUGAGUCUUUUUACCCGUGGACGCGGCCAGCUGGCCCCGAAGCAAGUGAAACACCUGAAAAGACACAAGGGACGUAUACCGAUUCCAACCGGAGGCUCGACGAAAGGCACUACGCUGGCGUACGGAGACUGGGGCAUUAGAAUCAAGGGAAACGGUGCCAGACUAAGUGCGAAACAACUCACAACGGCACAGGAAGUCAUCGUCAAGAAGCUGAAGGUUCUGAAGGGUAGCAAGGUGUAUCUGCGGGUGUUCCCUGAUAUUCCGGUUUGCAUAAAGGGGAAUGAGACUCGUAUGGGGAAAGGAAAAGGCACGUUCGAAUUUUGGGCUACUCGCGUACCUACCGGACGCGUCAUUUUCGAAAUUGGUGGUGUGCCCAUCCGUGAAGAGCUUGCACGAGAUGUUCUUCGCCAAGCUGCGGCGAAGCUGCCUACGAAGAUGGAAUUCAUUAACAGAUCCACACAGCCACGCCUUGGGACCAUGCUGAUCGUUCCUCCAAAGCCUGUCCGCCUAGAGCCUCCGCCGAUACCCGAAGGCGUUCACUCCGCUGUUACUGCAACAGCGCCAUAG
Molecule: messenger RNA, 666 nt
Organism: Cyclocybe aegerita
Lineage: Eukaryota; Fungi; Basidiomycota; Agaricomycetes; Agaricales; Hemipholiotaceae
Source: the annotation of a GenBank genome assembly